Molecule: messenger RNA, 1310 nt
Organism: Cavia porcellus (domestic guinea pig)
Lineage: Eukaryota; Metazoa; Chordata; Mammalia; Rodentia; Caviidae
Gene: Prss22
Product: serine protease 22
Exons: 6
Coding region: 155-1087 (310 amino acids)
Biological process (GO): proteolysis
Molecular function (GO): serine-type endopeptidase activity
Source: RefSeq, a predicted model, not a curated record
CAACAGCAUUCCGCCUCCAGGAUAAAACCUGGAGUGACCUGCAGGACUGUCUGUACACACUACAGCCUCCCUCACCGACUCUCUCGGCAGUCCCCAAAAGCACAGCCUCCAUUCCCUCAAGAUCACUGUCUGGCUGGGCCUCCACCCCCCCAGCAUGGUGGUUUCCAGAACUUUCCGAGCCCUGGGUGGGGGCUGUCUCGGGAGCCUCAUCCCCCUGCUGCUUCUGGUUUCCACAGCCUCCCUCAAUGGUGCGAAGAUCCCUGUGGCCCCUGACUGUGGGAAGCCCCAGCUGCUAAACCGGAUCGUGGGUGGAGAGGACAGCAUGGAUGCGGAGUGGCCUUGGGUUGUGAGCAUCCGGAAAAAUGGCACCCAUCACUGCGCAGGUUCCCUGCUCACCAAUCGCUGGGUGGUCACUGCCGCCCAUUGUUUCAAGGGUGACCUAGACCAGCUGGAUCUGUUUUCUGUGCUGCUGGGGGCCUGGCGACUAGAGACCCCGGGUCCCCGGUCCCAGCAGGUGGGCAUUGCUUGGGUGCUGCCCCACCCCCAGUACUCUUGGAAGGAAGCAUCCCGUGCUGAUAUCGCACUGGUGAAGCUUGAGCACACCAUUCAGUUCUCUGAGCGAGUCCUGCCUAUCUGCCUGCCUGACUUCUCCGUCCAGCUCCCUCCCAACACCAGCUGCUGGAUUGCAGGCUGGGGGAGCAUCAGUGAUGGAGUGCCUCUUCCCUAUCCACAAACUCUGCAGAAGCUGAAGGUGCCCAUUAUUGACUCAGAGGUCUGCAAGCGCAUGUACUGGCACGGAGCAGGGCAGGAAGCCAUCACAGAAGACAUGUUGUGUGCUGGCUACUUGGAGGGGCAGCGGGACGCCUGUGUGGGUGACUCUGGGGGUCCCCUGAUGUGCAAGGUCAAUGAUGCCUGGCUGCUGGGAGGAAUCAUCAGCUGGGGCGAGGGCUGUGCAGAGCGCAACCGGCCAGGCGUCUACACCAGCCUUCUAGUCCACCGCUCCUGGGUACAGAGGGUCGUGCAAGGUGUGCAGCUCCGUGGGCACAGGUCGCGCAGCCCAGGCUUCCACGUGGCCAGGCCUUCCUAGAGCCUCGGAACUACCAGUUCACCGGCUGCUUCCUCUGUUGUAAAUAUGCCAUCUACCUCUUGGGGGCGCCCGAUGUCCGCGCGGGAUCUGGGAAGGCCACGCCCACACCAAGCUCCGCCCCCAGGCCUCGGGUGCCUGCAGUAUACAGUUAUGUUCAUGAUUUUUACAGUUGUUUUUAACCUAUAUAUUUAUUCCUUCACUUUCAAUAAAUUAUUCUCCAGAA